Messenger RNA from Mycena citricolor, 2874 nucleotides. NCBI's taxonomy places the organism in Eukaryota, Fungi, Basidiomycota, Agaricomycetes, Agaricales, Mycenaceae. The record is from the annotation of a GenBank genome assembly.
ACGCUUCCUCAGCGAUCGUCACAAGUUUCCAGCCGCUCCUUGAUGAGCAUCUAUCAACACAGGUCUCUGCGUCCCUCGGGGCCCCCCGAGGCCUACAACUCCGGCCGCAUACAGGAUGCCCUUGAUGUCAUCAAACAAGACUUCGAUGCCCUGGCCACUGAGUUGUCUGCUUCACGUGGGAUGCGCGAAAAAUACGAGGACACCAUCAACGCGCAGGUCGACGAACUGAACACGAUUAGACAAGCUCUCCACGAGCUCGAGCAGCGCCACGGCAAAGUUCGCCAGCAAUACGAGGAGGAACUGCGAGGCUUGCGCGCGGAGCUGUAUGCCAGCAAGCAGAGCUCGCGCACAAGCGCCGCCAGCAGUGUCUUUCCCACAUCGGAGCCGUUUCGCGAUAGAGCGCCGCUGCCACCUCCAAGCCAACGAGAGCAGCGCGAUCUGCCGGCCAUGCGGGAGAAGGACCGCGGGGGGGACUCCGACCGAGAGCGAGGGUUCGACAGUCGGGACAUCAAACGCAUAAAAGAGUCGCCGAUCAGCGCGAACCUCAUUGGGCCGGCCUCGACGCCGUCGAUGCCUCCGCCGCCGCCUCUGCCACCACUUGUCGCGUCCGCGAGCCAGGCGCCUACACCCCGGAUCCCACGUGCCGAGGCCUCCAACGCAUUCUUGGCCGACGCGGCGGAUCCCUCGGUCGUGCCACCGCAGUGGAAGAAGGAAGGGGCGGACUGGUUUGCUUUGUACAACCCCUCCAUACCACGGAGCAUGGAGGUUGGACUUGUUCAUUCCUUUCUUCACGAGACGGUGGUCUGUUGUGUGCAGUUCUCUUAUGACGGCAAAUGGCUGGCAACCGGAUGCAAUCGCACGGCCCAGAUCUACGAUGUGCAUUCUGGGCACAAGAUCUGUGUGCUCAUGGACGAAAACACGGGUAAGAACGAAGAUCUGUACAUUCGGAGUGUGCGAUUCAGUCCCGACGGAAAGUAUCUGGCCACCGGAGCGGAAGAUAAACGGAUUCGCAUCUGGGACAUUGCCAAACGCAGCAUCCGAAACGUCUUUGAAGGACAUCAGCAAGAAAUCUACUCGAUCGAGUUCUCGUAUGACGGCCGGCUUUGUCUUUCGGGCUCAGGCGAUCGCACCGUGCGUAUCUGGGAUAUGGACUCGCCAUCGACCCCUGCACGGGUGUUGUCUGUGACGGACUCGGAUCCCUCGUUGCCCAGUCCGCCACCUCCGAUAGAUGCGGGGGUCACGAGCGUGGCGAUCUCACCUGAAGGCUUGUAUGUUGCAGCUGGUUGCGUAGAUGCCAUCGUCAGGAUCUGGUCUGUCUCGACCGGAGCCUUGGUCGAUCAACUGCGCGGCCAUCAGGAUUCGGUGUACAGUGUUGUGUUUACCAAAGAUGGAACGGGAAUUGUGAGCGGCAGUCUCGACGGGACGCUCAAGUUCUGGGACUUGCGGACUGCGAAAUCAAGGAGGGAUGCCGGCAAACAGAGCAUAGCGACGACUACGUUUGUGGGACACAAGGACUACGUGCUGAGUGUCGGCGUGUCUCAUGACAGCCAAUGGAUCGUCUCCGGAUCCAAAGACCGAGGGAUCCAGUUCUGGGACAGUCAUGGUAUCGUCCACACCCUCAUCCAGGGUCACAAAAAUAGCGUGAUCUCUAUUAGUCCCGACCCAACGGGGAAUCUGCUUGCUUCCGGGAGCGGAGACAAUUUCGCUCGCAUAUGGUCGUACAAUGUGCUAAAUUGAGCUCCAUGUUACAAAGCCUGCCAGACUAUUUCCUUGCUGUGUGUACAAUGUCUAUUGCCAUAAACUAUGUAUGAUGUCCGGAAAACACCUCUGAGUCAGUCACCUGCGGGCCAACCCAGGGCUGGGUCAUCCUUGAGGCUUACAGCAACAUAGCGACUGCGCUGCUCCGGGCGCACAUCGGCAAUAUCUCGCCGAGGUUCAUGCGAGGUGCAUCUAGGUUCGUGUCAUGGGCGUAUAAAACAACCCGGGAAAUCGAACAGACGCGUUCAACCGUCCGCAAUGAUUGCAGCCGCACUCCUUCUCCUUGCUCUCCAAGCCGACGCCUCGGUGCUCAAGCCCCGUGCAGCAGCGGGGGGCUACGUCCAGAAUCCGACGGGCGUCGCAACCUUCACGCACUACUCGGGGUGUGGCCAGCCGGCCUGCGGCGUCUCCGCCUCGGGCUACAGUGCGGCCAUCAGCCAGCUCGCAUUUGGCUCGACACCAGGAAUCGGCCCCGGCGAUGCCUGCGGCCGGUGCUUCGCCGUGACGGCGACCGAGGACCCGUACUCGACUGGCUUUACAGGGCCGUUCGGGCAGUCGAUUGUCGUCAAAGUCACGGACAUGUGCCCGGUCCAGGGCAACGAGGCGUGGUGUGGCCAGACCACCUCCAACCAGGCCAAUCAGUUCGGCGCCCCCGUCCACUUCGACAUCUGCGAAGACACCGGAGGGGCGGCACUGUUCUUCCCGUCUGGACACGGUGCACUCAAGGGCACAUUCACUGAAGUCCCCUGCAGCCAGUGGAAAGGCUCCGGAGACGGAAGCCCGCUCUGGAACGGAGCGUGUAUCAGCGGUGAAUCUGCGCCGCUCUGGCCCAGCGGCACUGGAUGCGGAAACCAAGGCCUUGCUCCCGGGUAUUCAGGCCAGCCCGCUUCCACGUUGAGUAGCAGCACCACGACCAAGACACAGCCUACCAGCACCCCGACAAGCACAUUGAGCACGACCGCGACUGCAUCCGGUCCGACACAGACCCACUGGGGCCAAUGCGGUGGCACCGGCUACACCGGCCCAACUGUCUGCCCACCGCCGACGCAAUGCAACCCUGUCUCGCCGCCGUGGUACUCGCAGUGUUCAUGAUCAAGCCGCAAACGCAUCAGCUGA